AGCUGGCGCCGGGGUCUGGGGGCACUGCUCAGCGGUGCUGGGGCUGGCGCGGCUUGAGCCGCCGCCGCACUGACAGCUCGGUCUGCGGACCAUGGAGACCGGCGCUGGCCCACAUCCGCUGCGCCAGUUCAUUUGCCUGAUGCCACUUUCUCUCGCGUUGCUUUUGGGACCAGGGAGGCCCGGGACCGCCGAGGAAGUCAUCCUCCUGGAUUCCAAAGCCUCCCAGGUUGAACUGGGUUGGACUGCACUGCCGAGCAAUGGGUGGGAGGAGAUCAGCGGUGUGGAUGAGCACGACCGUCCCAUCCGCACGUACCAGGUGUGCAACGUGCUGGAGCCCAACCAGGACAACUGGCUGCAGACGGGCUGGAUCGGCCGCGGCCGCGGGCAGCGCAUCUUCGUGGAGCUGCAGUUCACGCUGCGCGACUGCACUGCAGCGCCGGAUUCCAGGAGCGCGGUGACGUCUGUGAAGCACUGUCGAUCUUCUCUCUCUACUCCCCUGCCCUCCAGCUGGCUGGCCCCGCUUUCAAACUGGAACCAAGUGUCCUGUCCCCCAGGCUUCUACAAGGUCUCCUCCCGGCGGCCCCUCUGCUCGCCGUGCCCAGAGCACAGCCGGGCCCUGGAAACCGCCUCCACGUUCUGCGUGUGCCAGGACAGCUAUGCGCGCUCGCCCACCGACCCGCCCUGGGCCUCCUGCACCCGGCCCUGGGAGGAGGAUGAGAUUCGCAGGGACCGAGUGGAACCUCAGAGCGUGUCCCUGUCAUGGCGGGAGCCCAUUCCUGCUGGAGCCGCUGGGGCCAAUGGCACAGAAUACGAGAUCCGCUACUACGAGAAGGGUCAGAAUGAGCAGACUUACUCCACAGUGAAGACAGGGGCGCCUGCGGUCACCGUCACCAACCUGAAGCCAGCUACUCGCUACAUCUUUCAGAUCCGGGCGGCUUCCCUGGGGCCAUCCUGGGAGACGCAGAGCUUCAGCCCCAGCAUUGAAGUACAGACCCCAGGGGAGGCUGCCUCCGGCUCCAGGGACCAGAGCCCCGCAGUUGUCGUCACCGUGGUGACCAUCUCAGCCCUCCUUGUCCUGGGCUCUGUGAUGAGCGUGCUGGCCAUUUGGAGGAGGCCCUGCAGCUAUGGCAAAGGAGGUCAGGAUGCCCACGAUGAGGAGGAGCUGUAUUUCCACUUCAAAGUGCCGACUCGCCGCACGUUCAUGGACCCCCAGAGCUGUGGGGACCCACUGCAGGCUGUUCACCUGUUUGCCAAGGAGCUGGAUGCGAAAAGCGUCACAGUGGAGAAGAGCCUCGGGGCAGGGCGGUUUGGGGAGCUGUGCUGUGGCCGCCUGCAGCUCCCUGGCCGCCAGGGGCUCCCGGUGGCUGUGCACACACUGAGGGAAGGCUGCUCCGACUCCCAGAGGCUCAGUUUCCUGGCCGAGGCCCUCACGCUGGGGCAGUUUGACCACAGCAACGUCGUGCGGCUGGAAGGGGUUGUCACCAGAGGAAGCACCCUGAUGAUCGUCACUGAGUACCUGAGCCACGGGGCCCUGGACGGCUUCCUCAGGCGGCACGAGGGCCAGAUGGUGGCUGGGCAGCUGCUGGGGCUGCUGCCUGGGCUGGCGUCAGCCAUGAAGUAUCUGUCGGAGAUGGGCUACGUUCACCGGGGCCUGGCCGCCCGCCGCGUGCUGGUCAGCAGUGGCCUUAUCUGCAAGAUUUCCGGCUUUGGGCGGGGACCUCGGGACCGAGCAGAGGCUGUCUACACCACCAUGAGUGGCCGGAGCCCGGCGCUGUGGGCCGCCCCCGAGACGCUGCAGUUCGGCCACUUCAGCUCUGCCAGCGACGUGUGGAGCUUCGGUGUUGUCAUGUGGGAGGUGAUGGCGUUUGGGGAGCGGCCCUACUGGGACAUGUCCAGCCAGGACGUAAUCAAGGCCGUGGAGGAUGGCUUCCGGCUGCCGCCCCCCAGGAACUGCCCUUCCCCCCUGCACCGGCUGAUGCUGGACUGCUGGCAGAAGGACCCGGGUGAGCGGCCCAGGUUCUCCCAGAUCCACAGCAUCCUGAGCAAGAUGGUGCAGGACCCAGAUCCCCCGAAGUGUGCUACGGCCCCCUGUCCCAGGCCACCCACUCCCCUGGCGGACCGUGCCUUCUCCACCUUCCCCUCCUUUGGCUCCGUGGGCGCCUGGCUGGAGGCCCUGGACCUGGGCCGCUACAAGGACAGCUUCACGGCAGCUGGCUAUGGGAGCCUGGAGGCCGUGGCCGCCAUGACUGCGCAAGACCUGGUGAGCUUGGGCAUCUCGUCGGCGGAACAUCGGGAGGCCCUCCUCAGUGGGGUCAGCGCCCUGCGGGCACGAGUGCUCCAGCUGCAGGGCCGGGGGGUGCAGGUGUGAGCAGCCCCCACUCUUCAGGCAGGGACCCCAGUGGGCUGCAGACCCCGCCUUGACAGCACCCUGGCAAGCUGCGCUCCACCGUGCAGAAGUGAGCACUCUUCCCAUUUCCUCAGUCUGAGCACCUGGGCUGACUCAGUCUCCCUUAGAAAAGGGUCAGAUCCCUGGAGAAGACCCUCGAGAGAAGAGGGAGGAAGUGCAGGGUUUCAGAGACUGAGGUGGGGCUGGGCAGGGAGGGAAGACAGAGUUUCAAAUCACCGGGCUCAUGCCCUCUUGUCUGCCACAUCCAUGGGGAGCUGGGAUCUGCCCCUUAUCCCACAGACCCAUUGGCCAGCAGGCAGCCUGGGUCCCUGCUGGGCCCUCUUUAGGCCUGAGUGACCGAGCUGCCUGGAAGCCCGUCCUGAUGGGCCCUGGAGGGCAGGGUCCUCAGCUCCUUGCGCUCUG
This is a messenger RNA of Myotis brandtii (Brandt's bat), 2809 nucleotides long. It is a transcript of the gene EPHA10, whose product is annotated as EPH receptor A10. The record is from RefSeq and is a predicted model, not a curated record. The transcript has 18 exons. Gene Ontology annotation, biological process: protein phosphorylation; axon guidance. Gene Ontology annotation, cellular component: neuron projection. The coding region runs from base 92 to 2368 and encodes 758 amino acids. NCBI's taxonomy places the organism in Eukaryota, Metazoa, Chordata, Mammalia, Chiroptera, Vespertilionidae. Gene Ontology annotation, molecular function: transmembrane-ephrin receptor activity; protein binding; ATP binding.